CUUAUCCGUAUCCAUUGCCGUAUCUGAUUCUGAUCCUGAUACGUGGCUUUAGAGCCGUAUAUGGCUCAUUUGAGACGCGCACGAGAUGAGCAGAGUCCGGAGAGAAACGCAAACCUGAGGCUCGAAGCGUAUUUCUCUUCUGCGCCUUCGCUUUUGCCUAAGCACGAUGUCUGCUACAAUGGACAUCGACGGCGCCGCCGCCAGCGCCGCCGCGGGCGGUGGGAGACAUUCGGAGAAGGAGCUCUUCAGCGCGGCGGAGUCCGGGGACGCCGCGGCCUUCUCCUCCCUCUCCCCCGCCGACCUCGCCGCCGCGCUCGCCCUCCGCGAUGAGGACGGCCGGUCCCUCCUCCACGUCGCCGCCGCCUCCGGCCACGCCCAGGUGGUGAGAGUGCUUGCCGCGAUGGGCGGCGACGCGGCGGCCAGCGUUGUGAACGGGAAGGACGAGGAGGGGUGGGCGCCGAUCCACACGGCGGCGAGCAGCGGAAAAGCUGAGAUCAUCUCCAUCCUGCUCGAUCAAGGUGCUAAUGUUGAUUUGACAACCGAUGCUGGCCGGACUGCUCUUCAUUAUGCUGCCAGUAAAGGACGGCUUAAUAUAGCAGAAACACUAAUAGCGCACAGUGCAAAUGUCAACAAGAAAGAUAAGUUUGGGUGCACACCCUUACAUAGAGCUGCCAGUACAGGAAAUGCUGAACUGUGUGAAUUCCUAAUUGAGGAGGGGGCUGAUGUUGAUGCAGUUGACAAAACAGGACAAACACCACUAAUGCAUGCUGUUAUUUCUGAGGACAAAGCGGUUGCUCUUCUGCUAGUUAGACAUGGUGCUGAUGUUGCCAUUGAGGACAAGGAAGGCUAUACCGUACUUGGUCGAGCAUCUGAUAGCUUUAGACCUGCACUAAUUGAUGCAGCCAAGGCAAUGCUUGAAGGCUGAAAAUGUUAUGCUGCACAAAGGUUAACGAAGGGGAACAAAUUUUGGUAUCGAAAACCUGUACUAAUUUUUUUUGGUUGAAUCCUGUCUUUUUUAAGUAUGAACCAUUCUGAUCUAGAAUCAGAUUUGAUCAACUGGACCAUAAUUCAUACUAGCCAAGAAUUAUUGUAGUAACUGUCAUGUCA
Messenger RNA from Oryza sativa Japonica Group (Japanese rice), 1107 nucleotides. RefSeq lists its product as uncharacterized. The record is from RefSeq and is a predicted model, not a curated record. NCBI's taxonomy places the organism in Eukaryota, Viridiplantae, Streptophyta, Magnoliopsida, Poales, Poaceae. Gene Ontology annotation, molecular function: protein binding.